This is a messenger RNA of Oncorhynchus kisutch (coho salmon), 4443 nucleotides long. RefSeq names its product ubiquitin thioesterase OTU1. The transcript has 3 exons. Lineage: Eukaryota; Metazoa; Chordata; Actinopteri; Salmoniformes; Salmonidae. The record is from RefSeq and is a predicted model, not a curated record. Gene Ontology annotation, molecular function: protein binding; cysteine-type deubiquitinase activity. Bases 653 to 1561 code for a protein of 302 amino acids. Gene Ontology annotation, biological process: endoplasmic reticulum unfolded protein response; protein deubiquitination; ERAD pathway. Gene Ontology annotation, cellular component: cytosol; nucleus.
ACGUAGCGUUGGUAUCUAUGAAGCUAGUUACGUAAAGCAAGGCUGCAAUGUCGUUAAUUAGUGUAAAGUACCAUAUUUAUAUAUUUCUUAAUUCCAUUAUUUUACUUUUAGAUGUGUGUGUAUUGUUGUGCGUUGUAGAUACUUCACUGUUGAAGCUAGGAACACAAGCAUUUCGCUACACCCGCAAUAACAUCUGAUAAAUAUAUGUGACCAAUACAAUUUGAUUUGAACAGUUUAGCCAGCUAGCUUAGUAACGUUAGCUGUUUAUGGUAGCUAGUUGUCAAGCUAGCUAGCUAACUACCAAUCAGUUAAUCAAUGAUAUUGCUCAUUCAUAAAUAUUUGUGCUUGUGUGUAGCUAGACAGUUUGAGUUUACCAUUUUAAUUGAAGCCAGGUAGCCAGCUCGUCUAGUAUUGUAGCUAGCAGAAGAAGAAGGUGUCCAUAACAUGCUAGCUAGCUUGCUAACUGGUGACUGCUGCUAAAACAGAAAUACUCUUGGGAGUGGCAGGACAAAGAAAUGGUUGCAGUCAGUUGUUUUGCUCUCACUGCUGUGAUCAGCAGUUUAGCCACUUGUUUAGCUCCACCAAAGUGUCAUCAGCAUGGUGUGAUCUGAAACAAAUAACUUUUUCAUUAGAAAUUUUAAGGACCACCAGGAUGUUGCGUCUGCGUUGUAAGACCAAAAAUGGGAGCCACAUAAUGCAGGGCCUGACCCACCAGUCCAGUGUGCAGGAGCUGAAGAGCAAGGUAGAGGAGCUGACUGGUAUUCCCUGUGAUGUACAGAAGAUCAUGGUUGGCUACCCUCCCUCCAGCUUGGACCUCCGAAACGGAGAUGCUCACCUAAGGGACUACCCUAUCAAAUCAGGAGACACUCUCAUUGUUGAGGAGGAGAAGAACAAGAUGAAGACCCAGACCACAAAUUCAGCUGUAACCAAGGGACCCCGUCUGGAGUUUCCCCCGGUGCUGGCCAGACGGGUCGUUCCAGCAGACAACUCCUGCCUGUUCACCAGUGUCUCCUACGUGGUAGAGGGAGGGGUAUACGACCCAGCUUGUGCCCCCGAGAUGCGAGGCCUCAUCACCCAGAUUGUGUCCAGCAACCCCAUGGCUUACUCUGAGGCGGUGUUGGGAAAGACCAACGAGGAGUACUGCACCUGGAUCAGACGUGACGACACCUGGGGUGGAGCCAUCGAGGUGUCCAUCCUGUCUAAGUUCCACCAAUGUGAGAUCUGUGUAGUGGACACGCAGACUGUGCGUGUGGAUCGAUUUGGUGAGGACGCUGGCUACCACAAACGCGUGCUGCUCAUCUACGACGGCAUCCACUACGACCCACUGCAAAAGGAGACGCCUGGCUCCGACGCUCCACCCCAGACCAUCUUCUCCACCACAGACGACAUCAUCCUGGCCCAGGCCCUGGAGCUGGCGGAUGAGGCGCGAAGGAAGCGGCAGUUUACGGACGUCAACCGCUUUGCCCUGCGCUGCCUGGUGUGUCAGACAGGCCUAGUAGGACAGAAGGAGGCCCGGGAACAUGCCAAGGAGACGGGCCAUGCCAACUUUGGAGAGGUGUGAGUCAGAGCACUUCCUCACAACCACCACAAACCCCCAUAUCUUACAACGAUGUGUGUCUAUAUGAUCCUCUACCUCACUUGAUCCAGCAUCAGACACUGUGUUCAGUCUUACCCGUUCAGUAUUACAACUACAGCUGUCAGCUCACAGGUUACCUUACUGCAAGGUUAUGAGCUUAUGAAAAAUAUUCUGUACAAUUGUUUUGGGGACAUUUUUAGUCUCACCCAAUACACAGUGGGUGAUUGUUCGUUGAAGUGUUGUUGCUCAGCAAUGUAGCAUGUGUUCAGUUUGUCGACACUAAUGGAGCAGAAAGCUUUCUUAACAGAACUGGAGAUGCCUGAAAAUGCCUUACUUUGACAGUUAACUUGUGGCAUAAAAGGUUUAGUAUGGCUAGACUCUUCAGUACUACCACAGAAAUCAGAAAUCUUUUUCUGGGGCCAUUGUGGCAUGAUACACGUUUGGUUUUACACAUCAAUAACAAUAUUAAUUUAAAAGGUUUUGUUUGUAGAUGCCUCACCAGUACUUGAAAAAAGUGAAAACGGCAAAAGAUCAAAUAUAAACCCAGUUACUUGGUAGAAAAUGUGUUCUUUCAUUGUUUUACAGUGGCAAUGUCUUUAAUAUUAGAUAAUAGCGGAGUUUAGCUAGAUUCCUUAUAGGUCAAUACAACCCUAAAUUCUUCAAUGGUGCUGUGACAAGCUUAUUUUCCAAAUGUAGGCUAUUGCUGAAUUAGUUCUUUUAUACAGUGUGAGGUGUCUGCAUCUUGGUGUGAAACAAAUAUUUAAUGCAAUUAUUAUUAUGCCAUGGCACUCUGCCAUUAAAAGGCCUUGGCAUUACCUAUAGUGAGAGUGGUUUUUCUUUAUUUUUUUUGUGUAUUUUAUAUGGUGUAAUUCUUUUUAAUGAACAUAACCUUUGAAUUGUUGUAUUUUGGAGCUUUUAAUCUUGAAAUUGAUAGAUUAAUAGACUUUAUGAUGUAUAAUGUAAAUCUAAGGGAUGAAUCCUCUUACAUUUGCAGUUCAGGUACUGUCUACACAAUGUGCUUUGCAUCUCAACAUUCACUUCAUGAUAGUGUUUUUUGUUUUUAUCCCCCAUUACCCUCACUCAUAUUGUUGGACUAUUGUGAGGACCACCAAGUGUUGUCAUGUUGAACUAUGUAUGUUAAAUCUAAAUGCAUGUCAGAGGAAGACUGAGACUCUUUAUUAUACUUUCACCAAUGAAAGCCACCACGGCCUUGCUCUUGCCUGGAAACCCGAUGUUGAGUUGCAUUGAAUUCUACGUUGGGCAGAAAUGACUGUUUUAAUCAGGAAUGUUUCUUCCCAUGACCUCUACCAGCCAGAAUGUUGAAAAAAAUGAUAUUUUUACAUACUUUACUGGUUGUCCAUGCGGUUGGUCCUUUUGGCGGUAGGAAUGUGAGACUAUAUUCCACAGUAAAGUAUAAUUACAUAAACUUUUCAAAGCACUGGUAGAGGGUUCAGAUUUCUAUCACCUGAAGCAUGCGCACAAAAUAAAAAUGCAUGUACAAGAUGCAUGCAUACUUGCCAAGCUCAUGCAUGUGUUUACAUGGUUCUGUGCAUGCUUCAGGUGAUAGAUAUCUGAACCCACUACCAGUGCUUUGAAAAGCUUAUGUAAUAAUACAGUCCUGUGGAUAUAUAUUGUCUCACAUUCCUACCACCAAAGAACAAAUCGCACUGACAACCGGUAAAGUACGUUAAAAUAUAAUUUUAUUCAACAUUCUGGCUUGUAGAUGUCGUGAGAGGAAACUUUCCUGGUUCAAAUGCUCAUUUUUGUCCGACGUAGAAUUCAUUGCAAUUCAAUGUUGGGGUUUCUUGGCAACCCUUGCUAUUGAAACGGAGUGUAGAAGACGUUGAUAUAGAUAAUUGAACCCUUUAAACAUGAAUUCUGACUUUUCUUCAAGUGGUUGGUAAUGUUACUGGCAAAAAGAUUCAUCCCAUUAUGUUUGUUGGCAGAGACCAGUGUAAUGGUGAAAUGCUGGUGAUUUGGGUUUUUUCCCCCAUCAGACUACUAAUACAGUCUAAAAGCUCUCUCACACAUCUAUUCCCAUUUUUCUAAACAAAAUUUUUAAAAAUUAGCUUUUGUCAGCUGGUCAUAAACGGAUACCAAAGUGUCCCUUUCAGAAAACUUGUGACUUGUUAUUUAUAGAAAAUGUAUCAGCACUAGAAAUCUUGUCUUACAAUGAAAUACUCUGGGUCAGGGCCGAGUUUGUGUGGUAGCCUAUACUGCCCUACAAAGGCAAAAUGCAGUAACUACGAAGUUGGUCAAAAAUCUUUGAUCUAUUGUAAUGGCCAGGUAUGUUUUCUGAUUAAUGUGGUAUUUCGUUUCCUGACACAAGAACAAGUCAAUUGAUCAGAAUAUAUAAUGGUGUAUCAGAAAUUGCUGUCUCUAGACAGAAAAAGACUGAAGACAGAUUUUGCAGUAAGAAAAAUACAUUGUUUCUGCAUUUUUCCUUUGUAGGGCAGUAUAUGUUGCCUGUUCUUGCUGGGACUUUCCAAAGCCUUUGACAUGUAAGAGGUAUGGGUCUGGGGCAUGGUUUUAGUGCAGAGCUCUCCAACCCUGUUACAGGAGAGCUACCUUCCUGUAGGUUUUCACUCCAACCCCAGUUGUAACUCACCUGAUUCAGUUUAUCAACCAGCUAAUUAUUAAAAUCAGAUUAGGUAUGGAGUGAAACCUACAGGACAGUAAGUAGCUCUCCAUGAACAGGGUUGGAGAGCCCUGUUCUAUUGGGUGUUGAUGUGACUAAAAUAUGACUUCUCUCACGUUCCAUUACAUGGAUGUUCAAAGACACUUUCAAUGAAUGUUGCACACAAAGCACUACAGAGAAACUGGGUUUACUUGAUUUUUCACAAUAAAAGUCACCAUUUAGGAGAUUA